This is a messenger RNA of Conger conger (European conger), 5089 nucleotides long. It is a transcript of the gene atad2b, whose product is annotated as ATPase family AAA domain containing 2B. Gene Ontology annotation, molecular function: ATP hydrolysis activity; histone binding; ATP binding. The coding region runs from base 146 to 4180 and encodes 1344 amino acids. The record is from RefSeq and is a predicted model, not a curated record. Gene Ontology annotation, cellular component: nucleus. NCBI's taxonomy places the organism in Eukaryota, Metazoa, Chordata, Actinopteri, Anguilliformes, Congridae. The transcript is spliced from 28 exons. Gene Ontology annotation, biological process: positive regulation of transcription by RNA polymerase II.
GAGAGAGAGAGAGCGAGAGAGAGAGAGAGAGAGAGAGAGAGAGAGAGCAAGAGAGAAAGAGAAAUGGCGCCUCAGUACUCCACUCGCUGAGACAGUGUAAGAAGCGGAGAGAUAUAACUGACAAGAGCCGCAGCGAGGGGAAACCAUGGUCAACACCCGAAAGAGCUCCCAGCACGAGAGCUGCGGCCUCUUCAUCUCGUCCCGGACCCGAUCUUCCGUCAAGAGCAGCCCCGCAGACGAGCCGCUCCAUAAGGACCCUGGCAGUGACGUGAGCUCCAGCAGUGCCAGACUCUCGCCUCCGUCGAAGCGCACGCGCUGCCGCACCACGCCCAGCUCCAGCGACACCUCGCCCGGCCCGCAGGUCAAAGGUCAGAGGGUCACCUGGAAUAUCCCCUCACAGCACAGCAGGUUAUCCACCGAGACCCUGCAGAAUGGACACGGAAGCAUCUCCCGUAAGAGCCAGAGGGGUGAGGACAGUGCGGAUGCCCGGAUGAACGGACACGUUGAGCUCAAGCGCAGCUGCCGAUCCAGGAAGAGCCGAUUCGAGCACCUCAACCAGAGCCGGCUAUUCGACCAGCUGGUCAACAGCACAGCGGAGGCAGUGUUGCAGGAGAUGGAUAAUAUCAGCAGUAUUCGGCAGAACCGGGAGGUGGAACGUCUGCGCAUGUGGACCGACACAGAGCUGGAGAACAUGGACAUGUACUCUCGGGUGAAGCGGCGGAGGAAGUCUCUGAGGCGGAACGCGUACGGAAUGCAGACACAUCACAAGGUGCUGAGCAAGGGAGAGGAAGAGGAAGAGGAGGGCACAGAAGAGUCUCAUGAGGAGGAGGAAGAGGAUGAUGAUGAUGAGGUGGAGGAUGAUGAGGAUGAUGAAGAUGAUGAAGGGGACGAGGCAGAGGAGGCGGGGGAGGAGAACGACAGGCCUUACAACCUGCGGCAGCGCAAGACCGUGCAGCGCUACGAAGCCCCGCCCAUCGAGCCAGUGAGCAGGAAGCAGAGUAAGGACGCGUUGUUCGCCCCCCACAGAUCCCCUGCACGCCGGAGCCACAUCAGGGUAAAGAAACAUGCCAUCCACAGCAGCGAUACGACAUCCUCCUCUGAUGAGGAGCGCUUUGAGCGACGGAAGAGCAAGAGCAUGACCCGCGCACGGAACCGGUGUUUACCCAUGAACCUGCGUGCGGAGGACCUGGCGGGUGGGGUUCUGAGGGACCGGGUGAAGGUGGGGGCCAGCCUGGCGGACGUGGACCCCAUGAACCUCGACACCUCAGUGCGGUUCGACAACGUUGGGGGACUGGGUCCCCACAUACAGGCCCUGAAGGAGAUGGUGGUGUUUCCUCUGCUGUACCCAGAGGUCUUUGAGAAGUUUAAAAUACAGCCCCCAAGAGGCUGCCUGUUCUACGGACCUCCAGGUACAGGAAAGACUCUGGUUGCUCGGGCGCUGGCUAAUGAGUGUAGCCAAGGUGACCGCAAGGUGUCCUUCUUCAUGCGGAAAGGGGCAGACUGUCUCAGCAAGUGGGUCGGCGAAUCAGAGCGCCAGCUCCGCCUCCUCUUCGAUCAGGCGUACCUGAUGAGGCCGUCGAUAAUCUUCUUUGAUGAGAUUGAUGGCCUGGCACCUGUGCGCUCCAGUAGGCAGGAUCAGAUCCACAGCUCCAUCGUCUCCACGCUCCUGGCUCUGAUGGAUGGGCUGGACAGUCGUGGAGAGAUCGUGGUCAUCGGGGCGACCAACAGAAUAGACUCUAUUGACCCCGCCCUCCGGCGGCCCGGUCGCUUCGACAGGGAGUUCCUCUUCAACCUGCCUGACAAGAAGGCCAGAAGGCACAUCCUGCAGAUCCACACACGCGAGUGGACCCCGCCUCUGGCCCCGCCCUUCUUGGGGGAGCUGGCGGAGAAAUGCGUGGGUUACUGCGGGGCGGACAUUAAGGCUCUGUGCACGGAGGCGGCGUUGAUGGCGUUGAGGAGGCGUUAUCCGCAGAUCUACGGCAGCAGCCAGAAACUGCGGCUGGACGUGGAGUCCAUCGUCCUCGGCCGCCAGGACUUCCAGCGCGCCAUGCGGCGCAUCAUCCCCGCAUCCCAGCGUGCACUGCUCUCCCCCGGCCACGCCCUCGCCCCUGAGCUCCGCCCCCUGCUGCAGCGCAUGCUGACCGACCUGCAGGAUCGCCUCCUGAGGGUGUUCCCCCACGCAGAGCUGCCACACGACGAUCAGCUUUUGGAAGACCUGCUCUGCAGUGAUGACGAGGAUAACUCCGCCCCCUCCAUCUACGAUCUUGUCCAAUCAGGGUCUCCGAAGAAACAGGCCUCCGACACUGCAAGCAAACCCUUUCUCCAUUUCACACUCGCGGCGUGCCGCCAGCCCUCAGCGUUCCGGCCGCGGCUGCUCCUGGCGGGGGAGGCGGGGUCAGGGCAGAGCACUCACCUGGGCCCCGCCCUGCUGCACCACCUGGAGAAGUUACCUGUGCACCGGCUGGACCUGCCCACCCUCUACUCCAUCAGCGCCAAGACCCCCGAGGAGUCAUGCGCACAGGUGUUUCGUGAGGCUCGGAGGGCAGUGCCCAGUGUGGUGUACCUGCCGCACCUCAGCGAGUGGUGGGAGGCUGUCAGUGACACGCUGAAGAGCACCUUCCUCACCUUACUGCAGGAUCUGCCCCCCUUCUGCCCCAUUCUCAUCCUCGCCACCUCCGACACACCCUACCUGCAGCUGCCCGAGGAGGUAAGGGGCAUCUUCAGGAGUAGGUACGAUGAGGUGGUGAAUCUGCGGAGACCGGAGGAAGAGGAUCGGAGGAGGUUCUUCAGAGAGCUCCUAUUGGUGGAGGCAAUCAGAGCUCCGCCCACCUGCAGCAGAGCAGGUGGGCGGGUCCUGGAGGCGCUGCUCCCUGUGGAGGAGGAGCCCCGCAGGCUGUCGGAGGAGGAGCAGCGGCGGCUGGAGGAGGGGGAGGAGUCUACGCUGCGUGAGCUCCGCCUCUUUCUCAGGGACGUCACCAAGAGGCUCGCCACCGACAAGCGCUUCAGCCUCUUCAGCAAGCCCGUCGACAUCGAGGAGGUGUCGGAUUACCUGGAGGUGAUCAGGCAGCCCAUGGAUCUGUCCACCAUGAUGGGCCGGAUCGACGCCCACAGGUACCUCACCGUGAAGGACUUCCUCUCCGACAUCGACCUCAUCUGCAGCAACGCCCUGGAGUACAACCCAGAUAAAGACCCUGGAGAUAAGAUUAUUCGACAUCGCGCCUGCAGCCUGAAGGACACUGCUCAUGCCAUGUUUGCCUCUGAGAUGGACGUAGAGUUCAGCCGCAUGUGUGAGGAGAUCCAGGAGGCGCGGAGGAAGAGAGAUGUGUUGGAGGCGGAACCACAGCAGGCCCCGCCCCCAGGUGCUCCGGCCCCCGCCAGAGUGGCGGGAGAGGAGCAUGCUGGGAAUGUUCAGGGGGAGGGGCCAGAGCCCCCGGCCAGCAAGAGCCCCAAUCACAUGAAGCGGAAGGCGCGGCGGCGGCCGUCCUGGGGGCGGGGCAUCAUCCGCAAGAAGAAGAGCUACAAGAAGGAGGAGGAGCUAGAGGAGGAGGCGGGGCCUGAGGAGGCCGCCGCCCCCAGCGAUGCCGGCCUAACACAGGAUGAAGACUCGUCAUGUGAUGCGCUGGACCCACCCCCUCCCGCCCAGAAUGGUCACGCCCCUCUCUCCACCGAGGAGGAGAGCUCUAACGAGCCCCCUGGUCCCGCCCCCACGCCUGGCCCCGCCUCGGCCAAGCUGGAAGCCCCGCCCCCUUGGCCGCAGGCGAACGGAGACGUGUCGCUCGACAGCCUGGAGGGGGAGGAGCCAGGCCCUGACCCCACACCCCCCACACACACGGGCGGGGCCCCAGAGGGGCGUGGCAGGGAGCUACGGCCGGGGGAGGCGAGCGACAAAGAAGGUUUGUGUGGAGUGGAGAGGAGGUCUCUCUCUGAGCCGACGCCCGCAGUGCUGCAGGGGGAGGGGACUGAGGACCCCCCAGUGCCCCCUCUAGUGGUGGAUCACCAGCGCUUGCAGGGUCUGCUGGAGCAGGUGGUUGGGCGGACAGAGCUGUACUCAGUAGAGCAGCUGGAGAGACUCUUCUCCCUGCUCAGCCAGGUCAUCUACCAGCACCGCCGUGACUACGACAAGACCCGCAUGAUCGAGGAAAUGGAGCGCACAGUGCGGCGUUUGGAUACAUUCCUGUGAGGAGACAUGAGCCAAUCAAGUUGCCCCUGAAACAGACUCUCAGUUUAGACGGGAGCUUAGUCCUGCCAGCCAUACCCCCCCACACCCCCCCUCCCCCUGCCCCCAGGCCAGGCGUGAAGCCUUGGCUCUUACUGAAAAGGAGAAAAACAACCAGACUUUAAAUGGUGAAUUUUGGUGCUAUUUUCUCAGGUACCUGGACAGAACUAGUCUACAGAACCAAACACAAUACUAAUGCUAGGUUUAUUUUUUUGUCAUUGAAAUACACAUGCUAAUGCUGUUCCUGGUGCUAACACAUAUCCAUCUGCUGCUCUUGGUUUCCUUCUGAAAUUUGAAAAUCUUUUGGUCCCACACAGGUGCGUACACACACAGGCACACACACGAUUUCUCGCACACACACACACACAGUGUUACACAGCAGUGUGAGCGCAGAGGGAGGGGCGCUAUAAUGUCAGCGUAGUCCAAGCUAACGCUGAAGCAGUCUGUAACUCACUCAAGGGCUCCAGACUCCUUUUGCCAAAAUAUAAUCAUUGUGAAGGAUUUGUCAAAAGCUAAAUUUUGACUUUUGUUUCUUGAUGAAAAGGUUCUCUCUGAUAGUACUGGUGCUCUUUGGUUUUUUUCUGCUUCUAAAACGAGAUUUGAAUCUCAAAACAAUUCUUAGAAAAGCAUAAAACAACUGCCAGCGAUAUGAUGCAAACCAAAUAUGAGCUGGAUCCUGACCUUUGACUUCUCAGAACCUCAAGGAAAAUAACGGUGACUUGUUUAGUACCUGCAGUCUCAGUUUUCACGGUGUGAUUUAGUUUUAUUGUUUGAUUAUAUUUUGUUUUCAGUGCAGCGUAAGCUGCGCGCUCUAGUUUCUCAAACCCGCCGGUAUCUGGAGCUGUGCUGUGUGGCCUGUGCCUUACUGUGACC